Messenger RNA from Entrophospora candida, 343 nucleotides. Lineage: Eukaryota; Fungi; Glomeromycota; Glomeromycetes; Entrophosporales; Entrophosporaceae. The record is from the annotation of a GenBank genome assembly.
AUAUACAAAAUUGGGUAAUAGCAUUUCCAGUGGAGAAGAUAUUGUAAAUUCUAAUAAAACUCUUGCUGGUACUUCAUUUGCCAAACUUAUCCCAGAUUGUAGUAAAAAAGUGCCAGUUGGUACCAUUAAAGGAAUUUCUAAUUAUUUUACUUUCAUGUGGCCAUCUGGUGACGAAGAUGGAUAUAUAGUAGCUUAUGAAAUACCUAAUUAUGGGAAAUCAAAAAAAUAUUCAGUUUUUGAUAUUAAAAAACUUCUAAAAAAUAAUAUUAUUAAUCAACCAAACGUUACAGUCAUUAAUCAAACAACACCUCAAUCAGAAUGGAAAAUGUUUGUUCCUUCAGAA